AUCCCCAUCCCGAUCCCGAUCCCCAUCCCGAUCCCCAUCCCCAUCCCGAUCCCGAUCCCCAUCCCGAUCCCUCCCGCGGCUCCCACCAGGAUCCGGGGCCAUGACCCAGGGAAAGCUCUCCGUGUCCCACAAGCCCCCCGAGGGGCAGGGGGGGCACAAGGACACCCCCGUGGCCCCCCCAGGCCCCCCGUCCUACGAGGAGGCCACGGCGGGAGAAGGGAUGAAGGCCGGGAAUGUCCCCCCCCCACCCCCCGGCUGGAAUUUUGGGGAUCCCGGCCCCGGGAGCGGGGAAUUCCCGGGGGACACGGAGCCGCUCGGGCCCCUGGGCUGGGACGACGGGAACGUCCGCAGGCUCUUCGUCAGGAAGGUUUACGCGCUCCUGCUGCUGCAGCUCCUGCUCACCACGGGGGUCGUGGCCUUGUUCACCUUCUGUGAUCCCGUCAAGGGCUACAUCCAGACCCACCCCGCCUGGUACUGGGCUUCCUACGCCGUUUUCUUCCUCACCUACCUGGUCCUGGCCUGCUGCUCCGGUCUCAGGAGACGCUUCCCAUGGAAUCUGAUCCUGCUCGGAAUCUUCACCCUCUCCCUGGCCUACCUCACUGCCAUGCUCUCCAGCUAUUAUGACACCAAGGCGGUGCUGCUGUGCCUGGGAAUCACGGCCCUCGUGUGCCUGGGAAUCUCCAUCCUCAGCUUCCAGAGCAAGCUGGAUUUCACCUCGUGCCAGGGAAUCCUGGCCGUUCUGCUCCUGGUCCUGCUCCUGGGGGGGAUCCUGCUGGGCCUGCUCCUGCCCUCCGGAUACGUGAGUCAUUCCCAAAAAACCCAAACAC
This is a messenger RNA of Pipra filicauda (Wire-tailed manakin), 827 nucleotides long. RefSeq names its product Fas apoptotic inhibitory molecule 2 (gene FAIM2). Gene Ontology annotation, biological process: negative regulation of apoptotic signaling pathway. The record is from RefSeq and is a predicted model, not a curated record. NCBI's taxonomy places the organism in Eukaryota, Metazoa, Chordata, Aves, Passeriformes, Pipridae. The transcript is spliced from 10 exons. The annotation marks the transcript as partial. Gene Ontology annotation, cellular component: Golgi apparatus; endoplasmic reticulum; membrane.